AUAGAAGGCGCUCCAGUGAGAGUCAGUUUCACCGACAACCUUGUCUGUCUUGUUGACACCAAACAGCGAUUAAUCAAUUUAACGUUCGCAAGGACAAAAUAUUAGACUCGCUGUAGGACAAUCAAAAGUUUAACAAGCAUUUUAUUACCAAACCUCGCCGGGGAGAAAGAAUCAUUUUUGGAUAUCUGAUCAAGGAAGAAAAACUAGUUCACGCCGCUCGCGGGUCUAUUGCUCGCUACAAUUUUGAUUUGCUAAAUUAAACACGUUUUGUUGUUUCAGUUAACGUUAGUUCUGUAAAUGUUGUGACAUUUAAAAUAGUAUUUUGCAUUAGCCGUCGUUCGUGUGACGGGUGAACCCGAGCUGUCAACCCCGAUGACUACUGCAAAUUGCACUGGUAAUGAGGAGCUGGACUUCAGGCUGAUCUUCGGAGAGGACGGCCAACAGCAGUCGCUAGGCCCCGCAGAUCUGGAGCCUGACGACAAUACGUCGUUCUACAUCCUCAAUGUGGGCCAGCAGUCCGUGGUCAACAACCAGUCUAUGGGUCAGUCUCGCAAUGGCAGCAUGCAGCCUCACUCCCACUCCCAAGUCAUCAGCUCCUCCCCCCAUCAGCGCCUGCAGUCCCACAAGGUGUUCGACCCCAACUAUGAGGUCCAGGACAAUGUCAACAAAAACAAAUCCAGCCCUGCAGGUGGGGGUGGGCCUCCCAAAGCCUUUGAGUGUCCUAGCAUCCAGAUCACCUCUAUCUCCCCCAGCUGUCAGCAGGAGAUGGACGCUAACGAGGACAAUCUUAGAGGUAAUGAUGGGGACUACCACCAUGGGGACCGGCCCCUGUCCAGGGACCACCUGUACCUGCCCUUAGACCACUCAUACCGGGACUCAACUCUCAGCCCGUCCCCCUGCAGCUCCCUGUCCUCCAGGAGCUGGUUCUCAGACGCCUCGUCCUGCGAGUCCUUCUCCCACGUGUACGAUGACGUGGACUCUGAGCUGAACGAAGCGGCCGCAAGGUUUACCCUGGGGUCUCCCCGCACCUCCCCUGGCUGCUCCCCUCACCCUGGGGUCCUGGAGGAGGGUCUGUGGGUUGGGCAUCAGCACCACCACCCUGCCUUUCACCACUCCCACUCCCUGUCCCCCCGAGUCUCCCCCUGCCACUCCCCACGCACCUCCGUCACCGACGAGAACUGGCUGAGCCCCCGGCCGCCGUCCCGCCCCUCCUCACGCCCCACCUCACCCUGCGGGAAGAGACGCCACUCCAGCGCAGACAUCUGCUACCCAAUGGGCUCCGUGUCCCCACACCACUCCCCGAUCCCCACCCCCGAGCCGUCCCCAAGGGGCAGCGUGACAGAGGACACCUGGAUAGGAAGCCCCUCCAUGGGCAUGUUCCAGUGCUGCCCUUCCGAGGCAGACAUCCCCUCCAAGACUAGGAAGACUUCCCAGGACCGGACAUGCUCCAUGGGGGGGAAGGGGGACCUGGGCCUGGACGACUCUGGGAACGGGUCCCCCCCUAUGGACUCUCCCUCGGAAGACACCUUGCACUCCCUGAAGAAGGACGGGCCAGGGGAACAGUUUCUCUCAGUGCCCUCACAUUUCACAUGGAACAAACCCAAACCAGGACACACACCCAUCUUCAGGACCUCUUCCCUACCCCCCCUGGACUGGCCCCUGCCCCAGCUGUUUGGCCAGUACGAGCUGAAGGUUGAGGUGCACCCCAAGGCCCACCACCGAGCACACUACGAGACGGAGGGAAGCAGAGGGGCGAUCAAAGCUGCAUCAGGCGGUCAUCCUGUUGUCAAGCUGAUGGGCUACAACGAGAAGCCUGUCAACCUACAGAUGUUCAUCGGCACGGCAGACGACCGCUACCUCAGACCUCACGCCUUCUACCAGGUGCAUCGGAUCACUGGGAAAACGGUGGCCACCGCCAGCCAGGAGAUCAUCAUUUCCAGCACCAAAGUUCUCGAGAUUCCUCUGCUUCCCGAAAACAAUAUGUCUGCCAGUAUUGACUGUGCUGGCAUCCUGAAGCUGCGCAACUCAGACAUUGAGCUGCGGAAGGGGGAGACUGAUAUCGGGCGGAAGAACACGCGUGUGCGAGUGGUGUUUCGUGUACACAUUCCCCAGCCCAAUGGGAAGGUUCUCUCUCUACAGGCUGCAUCCAUCCCUGUGGAGUGUUCCCAGCGUUCGGCCCAGGAGCUUCCCCAGGUAGAGAAGGCCAGUCUGACCGGCUGUCUGGUCAGCGGGGGAGAGGAGAUGGUCAUCACAGGAUCCAACUUCUUCCCCGAAUCAAAGGUCAUAUUCCUGGAGAAGGGCCCUGAUGGACGACCCCAGUGGGAAGUGGAGGCCAAAAUCAUCCGUGAGAAAAGUCAAGGAUCGAGCGUCGUAGUGGAGGUUCCUCCCUACCACAGUAAGACCGUGACCUCGGCUGUUCAGGUGCAGUUCUACGUGUGUAACGGCAAACGGAAAAGGAGCCAAUCACAACGCUUCACUUACCUGUCAGUCCUGGUGAAGCAAGAGCACAACAGAGAAGAGAUGGAAGGGCCCCCUGCUGUGCCCCCCAUGCCUGGUAUGUCCAUGCCCCUGGCCCAUGCUGCCAGCCUGGUCCACAGUACCCACACCCAGCUGCCUUCCCCUGAGCAGGGCCACCCACCGGAGGGCCUUCUGUCCAGCUCUCCCCGGGGCCUGGCUGCGGGACCCGGCUCCAGCCUCCAUACUCUGCAGCCUGCCUGCCCCCUCAUGGGCUCCCCCACCUUCCAGCACCUGCCUCACCUCCAGGGCCGAGGCCUCCACACGCCUGCUGACUGCCACAUGACGUUCCAUCCGGGCCCAGCCCCUCUCAACAGGCCCUCCUACCAACACCAUCCUAUGCAGCAGAGUCACACCCACCCCAGCCACCUAAGCAACCUAAAUCCCAACCUGCCCUACAAUGGCCAGCCCAGCCUUUCCAUGAACAUGAACACUGGGGCUCCGCAGAGCUAUGAGAGGAUGCCUUACCACCACCAGCAGUCUGACCCCGGGGCCUCACACCCCCACCCCAUGGGGCUGGGUAUGGUGUACCACUCCUCCCCAUCCACCUCCUCCCAGCAGGCCUCCAGCCCCCACAGCCCCAUCUCCACGGCCCCCCACAGCCAGCCCAUGACCCACUCCUCUCACUCUGCCCCUCACCUGCUCUCCAUGGGCUACCACUGCCCCCCCAACCCCAGCCAGGUUCCCUCGCCCACCCGCCCCAACCACCCCAUGGGCCAGCCCUCACCCACCCUCACCAACCAUCCGAUGCAGCCCUCCCCCCAGCUGCAGAGAGCUAUGGGGGGCUACCACCCCACCAGCCAGAGGUCUGCCUCCUGUCCCACUACCUCCAGUGCCCCUCCAGCCCACAUGGUUCCAUCGCCCCAUUCUGGGCCAUCCUCCCCCCAGCUCCACUCCCUGCCCUACCAGUCGCCCACCUCCCCCACCGGCAGCCCUCUGGGCCCCCCAGCACACAGUCUCCAGGCCAGCAGCCCUGUCAUGUCCAGCCUGUCCCCAGGCUCGUGCAGCGGCAACCCCGUGCAGCAGCACCCCCUUGCCCCCCAGCAGAGCCCCUUCCCUAUGGAGGGGGAGAGUGUGAACAUCAAGCAGGAGCCGGAGGAGAGAGAGCCCACCUUCAGAACCAUCGGCCUACAGGACAUCACACUGGACGACGUGAAUGAGAUCAUCGGCAGAGACAUGUCCCAGUCCCCUGGUGGCGGUGCCCAGUCGUAGCGCUGUCCAUGGCCAGGCCUCCACACACCCAGCUGGGCAUAGCAGUGUCCUCACCAGCCCCAACACCACCACCUCCACCACAGGACUUUACCUGCCUCUAGGCAGGACAGACUGGGCUGAGAUUCCCCUUUACACUUCAUGGACCUACCAGUCCACAAAAAGACCCUCCAGAUACACAUUAACAAACCUUUCAUAUACCCAUAUGGCAGCAAAAGAGCUCAGAUUCACCCACCUACACAUGUAUACAUCAGAUUAUAAACAGGAGAACACCGUGGUGACAAACUAGGAUUAUUGGGGUCAGUGAAUGGCAGAAAGACAAGGAACAUGUUCUCUGUUCAGUUGACUUCAGGUUCAUUUUUAGCAUUAGUUCUCUGUCCUGGGCUCAGAUCCCCAGAGGUGAUCACUGGUUUAGAUAGUGAUCACCUCCUAAACGGUUUCUAUGCAGCUAAACUCUCUGUUCAGGGUGUUUGGUUGGAGUAUGUAAUAUACCCUCUCAAGUCAUAAUGUUGCCCCUAACAGUGUAGUGCUCAGUGAGGAACAAUAGGACCCCUCAGUAGGAAUAAAGAAGGGUUGAAUACUGUACUCAUGAUUUUCUCACCAGCAUAGACCUCGACGGUACAUACACCCCGGUUGGUUGAGCACCCCCUGGGAGUGUAGAGGUAGUACUGCAGCCCCACUGCGACACCCCCAUCACCCUUGUCCUUCUUUGUCUCUGGGUGCCUGGGAGCCCCUUCUCUUCUUCUCUGGUGCUGGACUGGGAUCUGUAAUAUGCAACAUUCCACACUUCUAGUGACCUUCCAGCCAUGUAGAUAUAGUGCCUUCAGAAAGGGUUCACACCCCUUGACUUUUUCCACCUUUUGUUGUGGUACAGCCGGAAUUUCAAAUAUAUUAAAUGUAGACGUUUUUGUCGCGGGCCUACACGCAAUACCCAAUCAUGUCAAAGUGGACUUGUGUUUUCAGAAUUGUUUAUAAAUUCAUAAAAAAUAAAGAGCUGAAAUGUCUUGAGUGAAUAAGUAUUCAACCCCUUCGUUAGUACAAGCCUAAAUAAGUUCAGGAGUAAAAAUGAGCUUAACAAGUAACAUAAGUUGCAUGGACUCUCUGUGUGCAAUAAUAGUGUUCAACAUGAUUUUUGAAUGACUAUCUCAUCAAUGAACCCCACCCAUAAAAUGAUCUGUCAAGCAGUGAAUUUCAAACACAGAUUCAACCACAAAGACCAGGGAGUUUUUCCAAUGCCUCGCAAAGAAGGGCACCUAUUGGUAGAUAGGUAUAUUAGGUUAAAAAAAAUCAGAUAUUGAGCAUAUCUCUUUGAGCAUGGAGAAGUUAUUAAUUACACUUUGAAUGGUGUAUCAAUUCACCCAGUCACUACAAAGAUACAGGCAUCCUUCCUAACUCGGUUGCCGGAGAGGAAGGAAACCACUCAGGGAUUUGACCAUGAGGCUAAUGGUCUCUUUAAAACAGAGUUUAAUGGCUGUGAUGGGAGAAAACACGAUGAAUCAACAACAUUGUAGUUAUUCCACAAUACUAACCUAAUGGACAGAGAUGAGUAGAGGGAAGCCUGUACAGAAUACAAAUAUUCCAAAACAUGCAUCCUGUUUGCAACAAGGCACUAAAGUAAUACACAAAAACAUUUGGCAAAGCGAUUAACUUUUUGUUCUGAGUACAAAGUGUUAUGUACUCUCCAUAUGUUCAAGCAUAGUGAUGGCUGCAUCAUGUUAUGUGUAUGCUUGUAAUCGAUAAGGACUGGAGAUUUUUUUUUUAAUUAAAUAAUAAGCAGAAUGGAGCACAGGCAAAAUUCUAGAGGGAAAUCUGGUUCAUUCUACU
Molecule: messenger RNA, 5547 nt
Organism: Oncorhynchus gorbuscha (pink salmon)
Lineage: Eukaryota; Metazoa; Chordata; Actinopteri; Salmoniformes; Salmonidae
Product: nuclear factor of activated T-cells, cytoplasmic 3-like
Biological process (GO): regulation of transcription by RNA polymerase II; cytokine production; calcineurin-NFAT signaling cascade
Cellular component (GO): transcription regulator complex
Molecular function (GO): RNA polymerase II cis-regulatory region sequence-specific DNA binding; transcription factor binding; DNA-binding transcription factor activity, RNA polymerase II-specific
Source: RefSeq, a predicted model, not a curated record